AUGGGGUUGAGUUUGACGGGCGUCACACCUUCAACCAACAGCAAUGAGCAGCUGUCUGCGAUAAACCACACCAUGUACACUAUCGCUCUUUUUGGGAAAAAAGCCACACUGAAGGACUUCAUCAUCAAGAAACUCAUAGAAAACCAGAACUUUAUCCCACUGUGCAGUGAAUGUGUCCUGGGCGAAGGUUCUGUGUUCAAGGUGGUCAGCGCUCCGGACUUCUUCGAUGGUGACUGUUGGUACCCAGACCAGUACGUCAUCGACUGCAUGGCGCUCUGCCUUCCUGGACCUCAUCUGCUCAUACUAGUCAUCGACUCCGACAACGCCCGUCAGGACCAGGUUAUUCGCCAAAUCAACGUACUCCGAUCUGCCUUCGGAAACCACGUCACAGAACACCUGGUGGUCACGUUACCGGACAUCGAGAGCUACUUGUCACUCAAUCACCUGGAGAAACGCUUCAACGUUGUGAUUGCCACUACUAACGAAAAACUGUCCGACGAAUGCAUCACGUGGUGUAAGAACCGAAAGCCCUUUCACUAUGACUUCAGGAACUACAGUCAGGAGGUCGUGAAGAGGAGGCGGGAGGUUUUAGUCAAGACAAGAACCUGUGACGUCCCUCUGGGUGAUGAUCGGAAAAGUGGAGGUGAAGCCAUGGCCCCGCCCACCCGACCACAGACAGAACCAGCUCCUGAACGCCCCAUGGAUCAGCGAUCCGAGUCUGACAACACCUUCAGCAUCAUCGUACUGGGUCGAACCGGGACGGGGAAGAGCGCCUCCGCCAACACCAUCCUCAACGCCGCGAACUCCGACACGGAGUUCACGCAACAUUUCAAGUCCGAGUUCAGCUCUGUUCCUGUUACCACCAAAUGUAGCGUCGUGGUGUUGAAGGAGUUUGGAACGUUGGUGAGAGUGGUCGACACUCCGGACUUUUUACACGAAGAACUGCGAGAUGAACAGGAGCAGCUGAAGGAGUGCAGGAAGUACUGCGGUCCGAUGGGGCGUUACGUGGUGUUGUUGGUCAUCAAACCCAGUCGCUUCACCGAAGGAGACAUAGGGAUGUUAGAAAUCCUGGAAACUAAACUGGGCUCCGGGAUCAGGAAGAACACCAUCCUCCUGCUGACGUUUGGAGAGCAGCUGGAAGAGGACCCCAAAAAAUACAUCAGCCGUAACGCCAACCUGAAGAAACUGUACGAACAGUGUGAUAAGCGAUUUCACGUGUUUCGCAACAAGUCGAGAAACACUCAACAGGUCGUAGAGCUCUUUAGGAAAAUCCCAAACUAUCAGAAAAUAUUCCCAAAGUUGGCCGAGAAAGGUCAGUGCAUUAUAUGUUGAUAGACCGAAGGUUCAGGUCCUACUCAGGACAGGACACAUCCCAGGUGUGGGACAGGGUGGACCAAGGUUCCACCAAGGCAACCAAGGUUCUAAUAGUUUUGGAUUUUUCAGUCUAGUUUAGUUUUAUUUGCUUUUGACUUUUUUUUCUCUAAUUCAGUUCGUUUUAAUUCGUUUUUA
Molecule: messenger RNA, 1509 nt
Organism: Sphaeramia orbicularis (orbiculate cardinalfish)
Lineage: Eukaryota; Metazoa; Chordata; Actinopteri; Kurtiformes; Apogonidae
Product: GTPase IMAP family member 8-like
Exons: 5
Coding region: 1-1332 (443 amino acids)
Molecular function (GO): GTP binding
Source: RefSeq, a predicted model, not a curated record